AUGGCGUUAGCAGUAAAAGAUGGUGGUUCAAUGUCAUAUCAGAUUCUGAUUUUGACCCCAACCAACUAUCUGGUAUGGGCAGUCAAAGUAAAGUCCAUCAUGGAUGCACAUGGAAUAUGGGAGACUGUUGAAGCAAAGACAUCCGGUGGAGAAUCGGAUCCAAAGAAGAAGAAACAAGCUCUUGCUUUCUUAUUUCAAGCAAUACCAGAAGAGAUGGUGUUGCAAAUGUCCGAUUACACCGAUCCAAAAAGGGUUUGGGAAGGAUUAAAAACUUGGUAUUUGGGUGUGGAUCGGGUAAGAACGGCUCGAUUAGCAACUUUGAAGAGGGAACUAGAAAGCUUGCGUAUGAAGGAGGGAGAAACCGUUGAUGAUUUUGCAGCCAAGUUGAGUGGUUUAGCUUCGAAAGCACGGAGUCUCGGACAUGAACUUGAAGAAGUUGACUUGGUGAAAAGACUAAAGGCAUAUGAGGAGCGCAUCAAAGGAUCCGAGAAGGUGGAGGACGUUCAUGGUGGGUUGUUGUUGUCAAGAGAAGAAAAGUCAGAUGGUUGUAUGCAUUGUGGCAGUGGAGGUUCGCAUCGAGAUGGCUUUGGAUGUGGCCGGGGAAGAGGUCAUGGGUCUGGGAGGAGCCAAGAUGGUAAGGAACGUGUUCGGGACAAGACUCACGUAAAAUGCUACAAAUGUGGUGAAUUCAGUCAUUACAACAAUGAAUGUCCAAAGUGGGAAAAAGAAGCAAACUUGAUCAUCGAGGAGGAGCCGACAUUACUGUGA
Lactuca saligna is the source of this 768-nucleotide messenger RNA. The record is from the annotation of a GenBank genome assembly. Lineage: Eukaryota; Viridiplantae; Streptophyta; Magnoliopsida; Asterales; Asteraceae.